Pistacia vera is the source of this 1289-nucleotide messenger RNA. RefSeq names its product stem-specific protein TSJT1-like. The transcript has 4 exons. Lineage: Eukaryota; Viridiplantae; Streptophyta; Magnoliopsida; Sapindales; Anacardiaceae. Bases 517 to 1278 code for a protein of 253 amino acids. The record is from RefSeq and is a predicted model, not a curated record.
AAUAAUGUGUUUAUGAUUUAGGUUCUUUAUCAAUCUUUGGCUGACUUGGCCAAUUUUGAUUUGUAUGUGAAUGGGAUUAAAUAACUCCUGUUUUUCGUAGUCUUCUUUUGGAAAGGGGGGUGUCCCUUUUAAAAUUUGAACUUGGGUGUAGGAAAGCAAUGCUCACAUGCUUCAUCAUCCAUCCAGAUGUCACCUUGGACUUUUCUGAAUAGUUCAAUCAUUUCUAUUUAUUGGAAAGCUCAACAGACUGGUGAGUCCACCGGAAGAUAAAGCAAAACAUGUUGGCUCUAUCCUUGUACGUUACCCUUUACUUUAGCUACAUGUCAUACACGUAUGACAAGACAGAACUUAGAGCUGCCACAUGCAUAAUCCCACGCAAGACUCUUGUAAGUUUGCUAACUGCAUUUGUGUUUCGGUUAGGACAUAUAGAGAUAAGUUUACAUUAUUUAUUCUGAGAUAUACACACAGUUCUAGCCUUAGCACAAGCCUGGAGCACUCUUGAGAUUUGCAGGAAAAAUGUUAGCUGUGUUCGAGAAAGCAAUUGGCAACCCACCUGAGGAAUUGAGUCUUCCCUCUACUGGGUUGACAAAUUCUAAAAACCGGCAAGAAAUUGCGGAGAUUUUUCAGUCACUAUGGCCGGAGUCAACCCUGUUCAACCACUCAAAUGGGAAUUUCAUGGCUUUGUCACAUGAAGAUGAAAGUCCAUUGCUUCCUAGGUCUAUCGUUGUCAUGGAUGACAUCUUUUGCAUAUUUAUUGGGACUCUAGAAAACAUGUGUGAACUUAAGCGACACUAUGGUCUUUCAAGACAAGCAACAGAAGCAAUGGUUUUGAUUGAAGCUUAUAAGGUCCUAAGGGAUCGAGCACCGUAUCCACCUGAUCAAGUCGUCAAAGAUCUUGAAGGAAAAUUUGCAUUUGUUCUCUUUGAUGCUAAAUCUCAUACUCUUUUCACAACCAGGGACCGUGAUGGUAGCGUGGAUUUCAAAUGGGGAAUGGCUGGCGACGGGUCCCUGAUAUGUUCUAAUGACACCGACAUUAUUAGAGAAGCUUGUGGAAAAUCUUGGGCUCCUUUUCCUCCAGGAUGCAUUUUUAUGAAUGGAACCGGGCUUAUGAGCUUUGUUCAUCCACUUCAUAAAGUUAGAGCAAUUGUGCGUGAAGAUGACGAUGGACAAAUUUGUGGAGUUACUUUUCAGGUGGACAUGUUCACGCGGCUUCGCAGCAUUCCACGCACUGGUAGUGCUGCAAAUUGGGCAGAUGCCGCUGUCAUCGAGGCAGAAUGAUGUGUCGCCUG